AUGGAGAGUCAGGUCUGUGGAGAGGAGAGUCAGGUCUAUGGAGAGUCAGGUCUGUGGAGAGUCAGGUCUGUGGAGAGGAGAGUCAGGUCUAUGGAGAGUCAGGUCUGUGGAGAGGAGAGUCAGGUCUGUGGAGAGUCAGGUCUGUGGAGAGGAGAGUCAGGUCUAUGGAGAGGAGAGUCAGGUCUGUGGAGAGUCAGGUCUGUGGAGAGGAGUCAGGUCUGUGGAGAGGAGUCAGGUCUGUGGAGAGUCAGGUCUGUGGAGAGGAGAGUCAGGUCUAUGGAGAGGAGAGUCAGGUCUGUGGAGAGUCAGGUCUGUGGAGAGGAGUCAGGUCUGUGGAGAGUCAGGUCUGUGGAGAGGAGAGUCAGGUCUAUGGAGAGGAGAGUCAGGUCUGUGGAGAGUCAGGUCUGUGGAGAGGAGUCAGGUCUGUGGAGAGGAGAGUCAGGUCUGUGGAGAGUCAGGUCUGUGGAGAGGAGAGUCAGGUCUAUGGAGAGCCAGGUCUGUGAAGAGUCAGGUCUGUGGAGAGGAGAGUCAGGUCUGUGGAGAGUCAGGUCUGUGGAGAGGAGAGUCAGGUCUAUGGAGAGUCAGGUCUGUGGAGAGUCAGGUCUGUGGAGAGUCAGGUCUGUGGAGAGGAGAGUCAGGUCUAUGGAGAGUCAGGUCUGUGGAGAGUCAGGUCUGUGGAGAGUCAGGUCUGUGGAGAGUCAGGUGCUUUUGUGUUUCUAA
Knipowitschia caucasica is the source of this 720-nucleotide messenger RNA. Lineage: Eukaryota; Metazoa; Chordata; Actinopteri; Gobiiformes; Gobiidae. The record is from the annotation of a GenBank genome assembly.